Puccinia graminis f. sp. tritici CRL 75-36-700-3 is the source of this 1317-nucleotide messenger RNA. RefSeq lists its product as uncharacterized. Bases 1 to 1317 code for a protein of 438 amino acids. The transcript is spliced from 2 exons. The record is from RefSeq and is a predicted model, not a curated record. NCBI's taxonomy places the organism in Eukaryota, Fungi, Basidiomycota, Pucciniomycetes, Pucciniales, Pucciniaceae.
AUGUUUAAACCAGCUUUCAUCGUCCUUGUUUUGGCUUUAGCCAACAAUGGCCUUACUGCUCCUUUCCCCCACGGGGGCGAGGACAGCUACAGCACUCCGAGCUCCGUUCCCUCCACUCCAGCCGUCACGACCCCAACUCCUCUUGGGUCAGCCGUCAGCCCUACUAACCAAACUGCUCCUGUGAGCCCGCCUCUCUCUGGCGCCAACAACUCGACUUCCCAAGCCAUUGUCCCGCCCCCAUCCCCGGACGCAUCGGUUGUCAGCCCUUCCGGAAAACCCAAACCUUCCAAGAGCGAAUACAGCACCCCAUCUGCCUCGGUCCCCAAGAUGCCUCCAUCAUCAGACGCGUCAGUCGUCAGCCCUUCCGGCAAACCCAAGCCUACGAAGAGCGAAUACAGCACCCCAUCUGACUCAGUUCCCAGCAUGCCUCCAGCUGAGGGGACGGCUGUAAGCGCUACCGACAAACCUCCGAAGAGCAGCUACAGCGACGCGUCUGCCCCACCCUCCAGUGUUGCCCCAUCUCCGGACGCGUCGGUCGUGAGCGCCACUGGCAAACCUCCCAAGAGUGACUACAGCAAGUCGUCGGGCCCAGCCCGUGAGACGCCUUCGUCACCAGCUGCAUCAGUCGUCAGCCCUACCAGCAAACCUGCUGAGAAGUACAGCCAAGCAUCAGCCCCAGUCGCUUCGUCACCUACAUCGAAAGCUCCUGGAGCAGUCACCAACACUCCGACCAACGGCACCAUUGCUUCUCCAACUUCUCAUGUCGGUGGUGCACCAGACACUCACGCUCUCGGCGGUCCCAACGGCAGUCCAGUCACUGCCUCCGCAGCUACUCCGGUCACUGGACCUUGUGUAAACGGAGCCGUCCGUCCCGGAAACGCGUGCCCUGGUACAACUGGUACAGCUUUGCCCGGCAGUGCGUACCCAGGAGCAAGGGCCGGUGGACCCAUCAUCGGUGCAGACCCAUCCGGUGUUGUCGUUGGACCAGGUAACGGCGGGGUGGCAAUCGGCGGUGUCUCUGGCCCCAUGACAGGUGGGAUCGGUGGUGCCUACUUUCCCGGAAGUUACGGUUUCAAUGCGGCCAACGCCGGUGGAUACAUCUAUGGCGGAAAUGCGUUUGGUGGCAUCGGUGCCAGCGGGGUGUCCAUCCAAGAAAGCUCAACCCACCACGAGUCCUCCGAAUACUCCAGUUCAUCCAACAACGCUGUAGGGAUGGACGGAAUGGGAUACAUGGGUAACGGAGGCUACUCCCAAUCCAAUUCCAAUGCAGCCCACUUCCGCAGCGACAGCAACUCUUACAACGCCGGAUACUACUAG